Bursaphelenchus okinawaensis is the source of this 1684-nucleotide messenger RNA. Lineage: Eukaryota; Metazoa; Nematoda; Chromadorea; Rhabditida; Aphelenchoididae. The record is from the annotation of a GenBank genome assembly.
AUGGGAUGGGGUGGGGUGGGGGUAAGGUAGGGUAGGGUAGGGUAGGGUAGGGUAAAAAACAUUUAUACUAUAAUUUUUCGAAACAGAUCUUAGGAUUUAAAAACGUAAAAGGAUAGGAAUAUAAAAUUUUAAUUUAAUAAACUUGUCGCCAAUAAAAAAUGCAAUAAUAUUCGCCAAUUACCAUGGUAAUCCGACAGCAAAAUGCGUGUGUUUGUGGUUAAAAAUUAACGACUACAUUAUAUUCAAAUUGACUUUGGGUCGACCCAGAUGUGAAUAUCAAGUCAAUUGGGUUUAAAUUGGUGUUUUUAUUUUAUUUUGUUUUUUAUAGCGCUUGUUUCUUAGAUUAGUAUCUACUACAAUAUUAUAUAUAUUAUCAUCGAACUAAUAUUACCUUACUUAAACCGUGUAUUUCCUUUACCUAUUAGGUGCCGACAUAAAGAACCCGCCAUACUUUUCGAGUAAUUUCCUGCAAAAAAUGGCGGUUUCUUUAUGUCGGCACCUAUUAUGUCUUACUUUUGCUCUUCCUUUGCUCUAUUCUUACCUUAUUCAUGUCUUACCUAUGCCCUUUCCCUGUGGUUACUCUUGCCCUACACUUGCUUUAUCUUUGUCUUACUCUUGCUCUACCUUUGCUCUAUCUUACUCCUACUUAUGUUAUACUUUUGCCUUGUUUAAUAAACAGUUUUGGCCUAAGAUUAAAGCUUUGAAAAAGUCUUGUCGUCAUUUUACAUAGAUUUUUAGGGUUAAAAACGACAAGAUUUUUUGUACCUUUUUAAAAUUAAAAAACUACCUACUACAACAUCAAAAAAAGUAAAAAUAAAACCCCAUAGUUAUUAUAAAUUUAAUUUUUAUUUUCAAAAACAAUAAAAGUUUUGUAAACAAAAUUUCUUCAUAUUGAGCUCUGACCAACCACAUUCAAGCUGUACUGGCUUCCCAAUGGCUGUGGACUAGGAUGACUAUUCGGGUCUAGCUCGUGAGAGAAACUCAGAUCACUGAUCUGACUUAGAUCAAUAGUUUCCGAGAGUUCAGUGUAGGCUGAGUUCUUCCUUGAGCGAGUGUCAAAGUCAUAUAGUAGUGAUAAGGAUGGCGUACAACUGUUCUGGCGUCUGUGAUACAUGUCUUCGCUGUUGGAGAUGACAAUUUCUGGCAAGAAGGAGCCGGAUGACCUGAAAGAUGAGAUUUGAAAUUUAACUUUUGAAACGAACUCGUUAGCUUUUAAAGUUCAAGGUUUAGGCUAACGCUAGGGUUAGGAAUAAAGUUAAGUUCAAAUUAGAGCUAAGCUAAGGCUAAGGCUAAUGCUAAGACUAAGGCUAAAGCUAAGGCUAAGGCUAAGGCUAAGGCUAAAGGUAAGGGUAAGGCUAAGACUAAGGCUAAGGCUAAGGCUAAUGCUAAGGCUAAGGCUAAGGCUAAGGCUAAUGCUAAGACUAAGGCUAAAGCUAAGGCUAAGGCUAAGGCUAAGGCUAAGACUAAGGCUAAAGCUAAGGCUAAGGCUAAGGCUAAGGGUAAGGGUAAGGGUAAGGCUAAGACUAAGGCUAAGGCUAAGGCUAAUGCUAAGGCUAAGGCUAAGGCUAAGGCUAAUGCUAAGACUAAGGCUAAAGCUAAGGCUAAGGCUAAGGCUAAGGCUAAGGCUAAGGGUAAGGCUAAGACUAAGGCUAAGGCUAAGGCAAAGGCAAAGGCUCUGGCCUAG